AUGUCCAAGAGAGGACGUGGAGGAGCAUCUGGCGCUAAAUUCCGCAUUUCCCUUGGUCUCCCUGUCGGAGCCGUGAUCAAUUGUGCUGACAACACUGGCGCUAAGAACCUUUUUGUUAUCGCAGUAUAUGGAAUUCGUGGAAGGUUGAACAGGCUUCCCAGUGCAGGAGUUGGUGAUAUGUUCGUCGCCUCAGUGAAGAAGGGAAAGCCAGAACUCCGAAAGAAGGAUAGGCAGGAAAGUGUUCUGCUUCGCGAGUCGCAGCCGCUGAGCCGUCGCACUACUUCUACUGCCCUUGUCUGUCUUGAUCUGGAAGAAUUUGGAACUCCACUCAGUUGA
Messenger RNA from Cooperia oncophora, 336 nucleotides. The record is from the annotation of a GenBank genome assembly. Lineage: Eukaryota; Metazoa; Nematoda; Chromadorea; Rhabditida; Trichostrongylidae.